GUACAUACAUAUAUACAGAAGAAAUGAAUGAUUGAUGAAGAUGGUUAAGUGGAACUUGGGUUUCAAGGAACACUCCUGGCAGAUACAACUCAUCAGUUAUGCCUACACCUACAAGCAACGGCCAUGCCUCUCGCUUGCAGAUUCAAGAACCAAUAACAAUGUCUCCUUCUUCUUCUUCUUCUCCAAUCGCCUUCAAGGAACAACAGGGAAGACCACCUCCCGCAGCACAUCAAACAAUAGCCGGAAAACUCUUUAGAAACCUCUUCAAGGGUCUUCUCUUCUCACAACUAACCUUAAUCUCGCUUUUGGUGAUCGUUCUCACCAUUCGCGGUCUCAUCUCAGCAAGUUCACACCAUUUCCACCCCAAGAAAUGGUACCCUCCUUUACUAGCCUCUGUUGCUGUCUCAGGAGUUGCAUCUUUAGCCUGGCAGUGCAUCUUUAUCUACAAUCCAUCUAGAGCAGUCAGAGCAACGUUCUGGCUUAGCCCAAUACUCACCUGCUCGGUAGGGAUCUUGCUUGUUCUUAUUGGCUCGGCAGUAGAUGCAGUGGUUGGUUCAGCUUUUGUGCUUUUUGCCAUCACUCAGUCUCUGUAUGGUUGCUGGAUCACUACCAGGUUUGAAUACACAGAUAAGUUAUUAUCACUUGCUACAGCAUUCCCACCUGCAAGAACCAGAGAAGUAGUCUGUUUAUCAAUCACUUUUAGCUUAGUUUACUCUGGCUUCUUGGUGACUGGAAUUGGGGGAGCAACUUCCACUAGAACAAGUGUGGAUCUAUUGUUCAUAUCCGUGAUCUUGAUAAGCUUAUCAUGGACGAUGCAAGUUCUCAAGAAUUUUCAACAAGUAGCGAUUUCACGGGCGAGAUAUGUAAACUUUGCUCAUGGAGAAGAGAUGGAUGCUUGGGAUGCUUUUCGCAUCACUAUGAAACACUUGGUUGGGAGCAUCUGCAUUGGCUCGACGCUUGUUCCAAUCAUUGUAUUCAUCAGAGGAUCCAUCAGAAGCGUUAACCUUAUGUCAGGGAGCAGCGAUGAGGUCAUGUAUUCUGGUGCUGAUUGCUUCUCUACCAUUGCCAACAAACUCAUUACACUUGGAAACAGAUGGGGCUUUGUACAUGUGGGAACUUAUGAUAAAGGAUUCGUGGAGGCUUCUAGUGAUACCUGGAAGAAGUUCAGAAGUACAAGUGGGCUAGAGAAACUGAUUGAUUCGGAUCUGACAAGCUCCUUGUGCUUCCUCAGUGCGGUUUCUGUUGGAGCUGUCUCUUCAUUGACUGCUGGGAUAUGGAUGUUGUUAACUCACAAGGACUAUGCCUUGGAAGUGACUCUCUAUGCUUUUAUAAUUGGAUAUUUCGUGGGAAGGGUAGGUUUGGCGUGGCUACAGGCAUGUGUGUUGGCUUACUAUGUAGCUUAUUCUGAAGAUCCUCAGAGCAUGCGGUUUGACGGUACAAUUCCGAAUCGUAUUCAGCGUCUUCAGAUGUUAAGUGCCCAUCGUGAUAACAGGGAGCAUGAGGUUGGUAGGGAGAUUGAAGAAGAUAGUACUCGUUAUAACAAUUGUUAGACUCUUGAGGAGACUCUCCACAAACAUGUAAAAAAACAAACAAACAUAAAAAUUAGUACUUUUUUUCUUUCUUUCUU
Capsella rubella is the source of this 1627-nucleotide messenger RNA. RefSeq names its product protein PNS1. NCBI's taxonomy places the organism in Eukaryota, Viridiplantae, Streptophyta, Magnoliopsida, Brassicales, Brassicaceae. Gene Ontology annotation, cellular component: membrane. Gene Ontology annotation, molecular function: transmembrane transporter activity. Gene Ontology annotation, biological process: transmembrane transport. Bases 99 to 1550 code for a protein of 483 amino acids. The record is from RefSeq and is a predicted model, not a curated record. The transcript is spliced from 3 exons.